CACUUCCAUGGAGAGCGCUAAUUAAGCAAGAACUGCAAAGCCUCCUCACAGAGGGGGCUUAGUGAGCAUGCGCAGUAGGAAUCACGCCUAUGAAGGGCGCUUAUUGAGCAAACGCGGUGUUCCUAACUUCCAGGGAGGGCCUUUACUGAGCAUGCGCAGGGCGACAGUAGAAAGAGCUCCCCUGGAGGGCUCUUACUGAGCAUGCACAGUCGGAAUCACGCCCAUGGAGGGCGCUAAUGAGCAUGCGCGGCGCAAAGCUCUCCUCACGGAGGGGGUCUUAGUGAACAUGCGCAGAGUGGUCCUUUUCCCCAGUUGAGUUGGUAAAUGCCUGUCGAGAGGGAAGGAGGGUGCCGAGGAUGAAGAAGGCGGCCAGCCGGGCCUCCAGCGCCGCGCCCAAGGCCAACGCCGGCACCGCCAGCACCAACAGCAGCAACAGCAAGGCCGCAGCCGAGAAGAGCAAGGCCGAAGGCGCCGCCUCCAUUCCUGCCUCCUCCAAGGCCCUCAAGGCCGGGACGCCGUUGCUCAAGACUAAGAGCAGCGAUGACCUCCUAGCAGCCGGAAUGGCAGGUGGAGUGGCCUUCAGCAAUGGUGGAGGAGGCGGAGUCAAAGGGAAGAAGAGUUGCCCCACCUCUACUGCUCCGCCCCUUCCUCCCUCUUCUGCCGCCAAUCCUACAAACAGCAGCAACAGCAACCCAGAGAGUAAGGCCAAGACUUUCACAGGUCCCAAUAUGGCAGCCAAGCGCAGCGCCUCCUCCUCAGGCACCAAGGACCGCCUCCGCUCCCGCCCCUCAGCCUCCAAGAAACUCCCCAGCGAACCCUCCUCUUCCUCCAAUUCACUGACCGCCAAACGCUCACGCUCCCGCAUGGCUGAGGCCCACCUGCCCAAGUCCAAAUCAGACACACAGAUCAUGUCCGCCGACCGGUCCUCUUUAGAAGCUGCCCUCAAGGCAAAGGAAGCGGAGAUCCUGCGGCUGCGGGGGGAGCUGCGAGGGAAGGCUGAGCCCCUCUCGGGCCAGUCAGGAACCUCCAAUGAGGGAACAGAGGUGCCCGCCCAUGCCGAGCCCGAGGCGGCUUCCAUCCGAGAAGAACUGGCCCGACUAAAGAGUGAGAACCGGAUGCUGAAGGACCGCUUGAACGCCCUAGGCUUUGAGCGGAUGACCCCUUCGGCCGAGGGCUCCUUGGAGGACCUCCUGGGCCACCACUCUCUGGACAACAGUGAGAGCAGCGAAGCCUACCACCCCUUGACCUCCAGCGACGAUGCUCUGGAUGCCCCCUCCUCCUCUGAGUCGGAAAACGGGGGAAACAACAACAGCAAUGACAACAACGAACUCUCCUUGGCUGGGUUGACCGAGCGCAUCCACCAAAUGGAGGAGAACCAGCACAGCACUUCGGAGGAGCUUCAAGCCACGCUUCAGGAAUUGGCCGACCUUCAGCAAAUCACCCAGGAAUUGAAUAGUGAAAAUGAGCGACUCGGCGAGGAGAAGUUGAUCCUCAUGGAGUCGCUGUGUCAACAGAGUGACAAGCUGGAGCAUUUCGGGCGGCAAAUUGAGUACCUGCGCUCUGUGUUGGACGAGAGUGAGAUUGUCUACAUCCUAGAGGGAGAUCUAAAGAGCAACCGCUACCUGGAACUGGAGCAGCGCUAUGUGGAUCUGGCAGAGAAUGCCCGCUUUGAGAGGGAGCAGCUGCUGGGAGUGCAGCAGCACUUGAGCAACACGCUGAAGAUGGCAGAGCAGGACCACGCAGAGGCGCAGGCGGUGGUGUCGGCCUUGAAGGAGCGAGUGCAUCUGGCAGAGCGGGCCCUGGAGGCCGAGCGUGAAGCCAACGGGGCCCUGGCCCUGGCCCUGGAGGAGUGCCGCUUGGGGAGGGACGGAGAGCGGGCUGAGCUGGCCCGGAUGGAGGCUGCACUAGAGGCUGAGCGGGAGAAGCUGGCCGAGCUGUAUGCCUUGCACCGCGGAGGCAUGGAGGAGAGGGACAUCCAGGGCCUGCUGGAGGGAGCACGGGCUGAGAAGGAGGAGGCCCAGGCUCAGGCUGCACAGGCCAAGGAGGAGAGGGAGCGCGCCAAGGCUGAGGCUGCACGCAGUCGGGAGGCCCUCGAGAAGCUGGAGGCGGAGCUUGCCUCUGUGCGGCUGGAGGCGGAACGCGAGGCAUCUGAGCUGUCGGUUGCUGUGGGGACGCUGGGCGCGGAGCUGGAGGGCUCCCUGGCAGAGGGGCGGGAGCUCAAGGAGCGCCUCUUUGAGCUGGAGGAUGAGGUGGAGCAGCACCGGGCCCUCAAGCUCCACCAUGACCUCCUCGCCACAGAUCUACACAACACUGUGAAGAAGCUUCAGGACCAAAAGCAUGACAUGGAAAGAGAGAUCAAGACCCUCCACAGACGACUGCGGGAGGAGUCUGCGGAGUGGCGGCAGUUCCAGGCGGACCUGCAGACGGCGGUGGUGAUUGCGAACGACAUCAAGUCCGAAGCGCAAGAGGAGAUCGGGGACCUGAAACGGAGGCUUCACGAGGCCCAGGACAAGGCCGAGAAGCUUGCCAAGGAGCUGGAGGAGAUCAAGUCCCGCAAGCAGGAAGAGGAGCGGGGCCGGGUGUACAACUACAUGAAUGCGGUGGAGCGGGACCUGGCCGCCUUGCGCCAAGGGAUGGGCCUCAGCCGCCGCUCCUCCUCUUCCUCCACCAACACCACCUCCACCUCCGAGCCCUUGGCCCCUGCCUUGACCGUCAAGACCCUCAUCAAGUCCUUUGACAGCGCCUCCGCCUCCUCCGCACCAGGACCGGGUCCCUCUUCCUCAUCUGCUUCCUCGAUGCCUCGGACCCCUCUGAGCCCCAGCCCUAUGAAGACCCCUCCAGCCGCGGCCGUCUCCCCAAUGCAAAGGCAUUCUAUCAGUGGCCCCAUUUCCACCCCAAAGCCCCUUUCGGACAAGAGGCCGGCCUUCGCAGAGAUCCCCGCCCAAGGUACAAAAGACCACCUUCUGAGGCCUUCUUCUUCAACCAGGGUCCCUGCCAUGGAAGGCUCCAAGUCUAUUUCCGCCUCUUCCCGCCGCAGCAGUGAAGAGAUGAAGAGGGAGCUCUCUGCCCCGGAUGGACCUGCCACUUCCUCCGCUACCAACCCCUCGCCCUCCCCCACCGCCUCUGUCACGCCAACAACACGCAGCCGCAUCAGGUACACGGAGGAGCGAAAGGACCCCCUUUCUGCUUUGGCCAGAGAGUAUGGCGGCUCCAAGAGGAAUGCCCUCCUCAAGUGGUGCCAGAAGAAGGCCGAGGGCUACCAGAACAUUGACAUCACAAACUUCAGCAGCAGCUGGAAUGAUGGCUUGGCUUUCUGUGCUGUUCUUCACACUUACCUUCCAGCCCACAUUCCUUACCAGGAGCUCAAUAGUCAGGACAAGAGGAGGAACUUCACCUUGGCCUUCCAAGCAGCCGAAAGCGUCGGCAUCAAGUCCACUCUGGACAUUAACGAGAUGGUACGGACGGAGCGCCCAGAUUGGCAGAAUGUCAUGUUGUAUGUGACGGCCAUCUACAAAUACUUCGAAACCUGAGAGACGAGAAGCAUUAAACCCCCUCGAAAAUCUAAUACUCCAAGGAAAACCGUCAUGAAUGAAUUGCCUUCUCUUCUUCUUCGCACAAUUGAUGGAAAUUGCAAAAUUGCGUGGAGGAUUGACAGUCGUUUCAAACGUUUCUGGAGCCUUGAAAAACAAUUUCUCUAGUUUCUCACUAUUUUUCCCAUUAUUGUUAUUUUUGUUCAUUAACAAAUAUCUCAGAUGAUCCGGAUCUGACGUUUUCAGAACAUUCUACUUUUCCAUCUAUUCGUUUGCCGUUAAAACGAAUGAAUAUUAACAGUGUUUCUGGAACAGUCUACUUUUCGAUAUCUUUUCUCAAUUGAAAUGAAUGAAGAUUAAUGGCAUUUCCGGAGCAAUCCUUAACCAUUUUUUUUUUGUUUUCCAGCGAAUAGAUUAAGCUCCUAUUCAGAAUGAAUUGUAUAUUGCUUGCCUCUGUGGGGCCUAUAUAUAUACAUAAUAUUUUGUUUUGUUUGUUUCCUUUCAUUAUCUUAAUUUUUCUUGCCUUCAUUACCUGCCAGUCAUCUUCAUAACCUUUUAAAGAAAAUGAGAUGAAUUUCUUUCAUGGGACAUAAAUAAGCAGUUGAUUUUGAGCCGGAAAACGCCAGAAAAAGAGGAUUGUAUUAUUUGAAAAAUGGGAUUCGAGGAAGUGCCUUAAUUAGGAUCCUGGGUUAAUUCAUUAUUGCCUCAUUUAGAAAGGCCUCUCCAACUCAAAUUAUAUGUGAGAAAGUGAAGAUCCUACGGCCGCCGUAUUAUUAUGAUUACUUUCUUUGAUUUUAUUUCAUAAUUUAGUUGCCUUUGUUGUUUGGCGGUGUUUUGAAUUUUUUUUGGCCAUUUCUCCUUCAUUUUUCAUUGUGCCUAAUUAGACCCUUUUCUGAAUGUUAGUGAAGGACCGAGAAUGUAAAAUAUUCAAUCUUAUCCCGUUUUAUGGUGGUUUUUGAAAAAGGAAACAAGGAUAAAACCAGGAGGAAAAUGGGGGGGGGGGGGGGGGGG
This is a messenger RNA of Anolis sagrei ordinatus, 4541 nucleotides long. It is a transcript of the gene SPECC1L, whose product is annotated as sperm antigen with calponin homology and coiled-coil domains 1 like. Gene Ontology annotation, molecular function: protein binding. Gene Ontology annotation, cellular component: microtubule organizing center; filamentous actin. NCBI's taxonomy places the organism in Eukaryota, Metazoa, Chordata, Lepidosauria, Squamata, Anolidae. Gene Ontology annotation, biological process: actin cytoskeleton organization. The record is from RefSeq and is a predicted model, not a curated record.